This is a messenger RNA of Nematolebias whitei (Rio pearlfish), 6468 nucleotides long. RefSeq names its product platelet-derived growth factor receptor, alpha polypeptide (gene pdgfra). The transcript is spliced from 29 exons. Lineage: Eukaryota; Metazoa; Chordata; Actinopteri; Cyprinodontiformes; Rivulidae. The record is from RefSeq and is a predicted model, not a curated record. Gene Ontology annotation, cellular component: signaling receptor complex. Gene Ontology annotation, biological process: protein phosphorylation; positive regulation of kinase activity; multicellular organism development. Gene Ontology annotation, molecular function: platelet-derived growth factor binding; ATP binding; platelet-derived growth factor alpha-receptor activity. Bases 201 to 4607 code for a protein of 1468 amino acids.
AGGUCGCUGUAGCUGCAGCGCAGUUGUGGAGGCGGUCGUGCAUGUGGACAGAGCGCAGGAUCUCGUGCAUGUGGACAGAGCGCAGGAUCUCGUGCAUGUGGACAGAGCGCAGGAUCUGUGAGGAUUAACGCGCUGCAGAGGACUCACUGGAUGUACUGAGAGGAAGGGGGGGUUAGAACAAGGUCUGACCAUCUAUAGUCAUGGAUGGGAAGAAGACGUUUGUGGCCUUGGGGGUUAUCUUUGGGUUUAUGGUUUCAGUUCUCUCUGGACUGGCAUCACCAAUUAUCAGUCCAGAUGAGGAGCAGCUGUUCCUGCAGCCCAACUCUCUCAUCAACAUCAGCUGCACCGGCGAGCAAGACGUGACUUGGGUUGAACCCCUGCCCCAAGACGCCACAGUUGUUCCUGGGGUUUUCUCCUCCACUCUCUUAAUUUACAACGCAACUGUGGAGCACACUCGCUAUUACGAGUGCAUCUAUGCAAGCCAGGAGAUCGACCAGGACGAUGAAAUGCCAAAUAAUGUGGCAUUUAUUUACGUCUUUGUCCAAGAUCCUGAUGUGCUGUUUGUCCCAGAGACACCGGAAAACCUUAUUGUCCCCUACAACCCGUUCCGAGUGAUCAUCCCAUGCCGUGUAUCCCAUCCAGCCAUUCCGGUUGUCCUGAAGAGCGUUUCCACCGGAGAGAAGAUCAGUGACUUUCAUGUUGGCCAGACAGGCUUUAUUGACAGCAUCCCUCCUGGGCAGUACCAGUGUGAGACAACCGUAAAGGACAAGACUUUCACAAGCGCCAUCUACACCGUCAAAGAUGAGGAAGCGGAGGAGGUGGAGGACUUUGAUGUGGAGGUUAAAGCUAGUGAAGAGACGAUGAGGGCGGGGCAGCCCCUCAACAUCUCCUGCAUCGCUCCAUCUGGCUCAGACUACCGUCAGUACUGGCUCCAUUCAAAGAAUCAGGCUCUAACUGCGAUUCAGACGAAGCAGACGUCUCCUGACUGGGUCAUCUACACCCUCAGCAUCCCGAGAGCCUCCCCUGAAGACAGCGGCGCUUACGAGUGCUCCGUCACGCACCCAGUCAGUGGAAAAACCCGAGUCAGCAGCGUGGCUGUAACUGUUUUUGAGGAGAAUUCUUUUCUGACCCUGGACCACAGUGGCAUUCUGUCGACGGAGUUUGUCAGCAUUUUAGAGGCGACAGAGUUUACUAUUCUCAUCAGUGCUUACCCCGUCCCCAAAGUUUCAUGGCUCAAAGACGGCAAAGAAUUGCCAGAGAACUACUAUGUCUUCAGCAAAACAAGCCACAGUGAAGGGACUCGGUAUGAGAGCAUUCUAACUUUUCGACAUCCUCUGGAGAAAGACAAUGGAAAUUACACCAUCAGAGUCCUGAGUGGCUCUCACACAAUUCAGUUCUCUUUUGUCAUUAAAGUGAGAGCUUCUGCUGGACCGAUGAUCUUACCUUCCUCGGCUCCCAUGAUGCUGCCUGAUGUGGACGAGAUGGUGGUGCCUCUUCACACAUCUUUUAGCUUGACGUGUCGCGGAGCAGCAGAGCUGGAGUGGGACAUGCCAUUUGAUAUGCUUGAGGAAACCCAGGAAGACAGCAGUGGUCUGUUUGUCACCACGGUCACCGUGAACAGUGCAACAGCCAUGCACACUGGCUCCUACACGUGCUUCUACAGCACAAACAGCACCGAUGACACAGAGGAAAGCAGCAUCUACAUCUAUGUGCCAGAUCCUGACGUUCCGUUUCUGCCAUCACCGGUGUUUAUGAACCACGUCCUGUCUGACCAUGAUGAGAUGGAGAUUCCAUGUAGGGUGUCUAACCCACAAGCCCAUGUGACACUGGUGAACACUGACACCCAGCAGCCUGUACCUUGUGUUUACGACAGUAAAAAGGGUGCUUUGGGAAUAUUUACGGCUGGAACGUAUGUCUGCAAGGCUGUCAUACAAGGAGAGGAGCACUCCAGUGUGGAAUACAUUGUACAUGGGGUGAUAGGUGCUUUAAAUGUUGAGCUGUCAGCCAAAAGAACUACUCUUCUGGUGGGAGACACCAUCACUGUCAGCUGUCUGGCUCAAGGACCUGACAUAUUGGAAGACCAUUGGAAAUAUCCUGGUAAACUGGCCAAUCGCGGCAGCAAAUCUUUCCGUGAAAACAAGAGAGACCAGGAGAUCUUGUACACUUUGACAAUUCCACAAGCCUCAACCAAAGACAGUGGCAUCUACUCCUGCUCCAUCACUGACAUUAUUUCUAAUGAAAGUCAGACGAAGCAACUUACCAUCCAAGUUUUUGACAGUGCGUUUGUGUCCAUCGAGCCAGAGUUCAAGGAAUAUGAAGCUGCAGAGCUGGAUGAGGUUCGGGAGUUCAGAGCAAAGAUAGACUCUUUUCCCGAUGCUCGUGUUACUUGGUUCAAAGAUGGUGUCCCACUUGGGGAUGUGACCGCUGAGAUCUCUACCAACCUACAGCAGAUCAAUGAGAUCAGCUACAUGAGUGUUCUCACACUGAUCCGUGCCAAGGAGGAGGACAGUGGGAACUACACCAUGCACAUACAGAAUGGAAACCUAAGUCGUGAUGUCAGCUUUACCUUGGAGGUUAAAGUGCCUGCAGUCAUUGUGGACCUGAUGGACCUCCAUCAUGGUUCAACCACAGGCCAGUCUGUGGUGUGUAUCACCAGGGGGCAGCCCACUCCUGUGGUGGAGUGGUUCAUCUGCAAGAACAUCAAACAUUGUGCCAAUGAUUCUUCUGUGUGGCAGCCUCUUGCCACCAACUCCACGGAGAUCACCACGGAGUCACACUUUGAUGAAGAGGGCAACCUGGAGAGCCAGGUCAUGUUUGGUCAUCUCGAAAGCACACUGGCCGUGCGUUGCCUUGCCACCAAUGAAAUGGCUGUCAUUAGCAGGGAGAUCAAACUGGUGUCCAAUGGCCCUCACCCUGAGCUGACUGUAGCUGCUGCUGUGCUGGUGCUCCUGGUCAUUGUCAUCAUCUCACUCAUUGUCUUGGUUGUCAUCUGGAAACAGAAACCAAGAUAUGAGAUUCGCUGGAGAGUCAUAGAGUCUGUGAGCCCAGAUGGCCAUGAGUACAUCUAUGUGGAUCCCAUGCAACUUCCUUAUGACUCUAGGUGGGAGUUUCCUCGUGACAGACUUGUGCUUGGUCGUAUCCUGGGCUCUGGAGCUUUUGGGAAGGUGGUUGAAGGCACCGCUUAUGGACUCAGCCGCUCUCAGCCCGUUAUGAAGGUGGCAGUGAAAAUGUUAAAACCCACGGCUCGGUCCAGCGAGAAACAAGCCCUGAUGUCUGAACUGAAGAUCAUGACUCACCUCGGACCACAUCUAAACAUUGUUAACCUCCUGGGAGCAUGCACCAAGUCAGGCCCUAUCUACAUUAUCACCGAGUACUGCUUCUACGGAGACCUGGUCAACUAUCUGCACAAGAACAGGGAGAACUUUCACAGCCUGAGCCCAGAGAAAAACAAAAAGGAGCUGGAUAUCUUUGGUAUCAACCCUGCAGAUGAGAGCAGCAGAAGUUAUGUGAUCCUGUCCUUUGAGAAGAAAGGAGACUACAUGGAUAUGAAGCAGGUGGACAAUACUCAGUAUGUCCCAAUGCUGGAGAUGAGCAGCACCUCCAAGUACUCUGACGUCCGGAGGUCUAACUAUGACCACCCUCCCUCACAGAAAGGCUCGACCGCAGAGUCCGAGAUGGACGCCCUGCUGUCAGACAGCAUGGACGAAGGCCUCACAACUGUCGACCUGCUCAGUUUUACCUACCAGGUGGCAAGGGGAAUGGAGUUUCUUGCUUCUAAAAAUUGUGUUCAUCGGGACCUCGCAGCCAGGAAUGUCCUCCUCUCUCAAGGCAAGAUCGUUAAGAUUUGUGACUUUGGACUGGCCAGAGAUAUUAUGCAUGACAACAACUAUGUUUCCAAAGGAAGCACCUUUUUGCCAGUAAAAUGGAUGGCACCAGAAAGCAUCUUUGACAAUCUCUACACCACUCUCAGUGAUGUUUGGUCAUAUGGCAUCCUUCUCUGGGAAAUAUUCUCCUUAGGUGGCACACCGUAUCCAGGGAUGGUGGUGGACUCCAGCUUCUACAACAAGAUCAAGAGUGGAUACAGGAUGUCCAAACCAGAGCACGCACCUAAGGAUGUGUAUGAGAUGAUGAUGAAAUGCUGGAACAGUGAGCCAGAGAAGAGGCCUUCCUUCAUGGGUCUGAGUGAAACUGUCAAGUCUUUGCUGCCCUCCAGCUACAAGAGGCAUUAUGAAAGAGUGAACCGUGACUUCCUGAAGAGCGACCAUCCUGCCGUGACCCGGGUGUGCACAGACGCUGAUGCAGAUUACGUUGACAUCCCGUACAAGAACCAGGGCAAGCUAAAAGAUCGAGAAAGUGGCUUUGAUGAGCAGCGACUGAGCUCUGACAGUGGCUACAUAAUCCCACUCCCAGACCUGGACCCAGUAUCAGACGACGACUAUGGAAAGAGGAACAGAUACAGUUCUCAAACAUCUGAGGAGAGCGCCAUCGAGACAGGCUCGAGCAGCUCCACCUACGCCAAGCGUGAGGGCGAGACUCUAGAGGACAUCACGCUUCUGGAUGAGAUGUGUCUGGACUGUUCUGACCUGGUGGAGGACAGCUUUCUGUGACAGUGGAGCAGGAGCAGAGAGGGUGGGGGUGUAAGGACAUGGGGCGAAAGAGAAAGGCUUUCAUAAUCAGCCAAAGACUCUGACCACGCCACCCCUCCUACUCCUCAGACUGCCAAAACUAAAACCACUUCAUGAUCUCAGUGAGUCUGUGGUGAACCCAAGGUACGCACAUCCCACCCCCCUAAACAAUGACCCGUUUUGGGUGAAGAAGUGGAUGAGCAUUGAUGAAAACUCAAAGGAAGGAUUAGAAGAACUGUCGGGCAUUCCACGUUGAACUUUUCCAAACGAUCAAUGCGUUUUUUUGAAUUUGAGAAGCUUUUGAGUAUUCGUUUUGAAGGAACAGCAAGAAAGAAGCAAUCAAUAAAGCUGAAACUUUAAAGAAACAAAACCACUACAGUUGCACUAUUUCAGCAAGAUGAGCUCAGUCCUGAAUGUGUUCCAGUGAAGAGUUACAGAAAGAGAGCACCUGAUGCUGGUACAAUCAGUAGCAAUAAAGCACAAAAUGUGGACAAUGUGCAUUCUUUGUAUGAGACCAUAUAGCAUCCUCAGUAGUUGUAUACAUGUGGUAGUUAAAUUUUAUUUUUUUUACGUAUAUGAACAUGAAUUAUUUGUGAAUAAUAAGACAGAUCAUAGCAGCUUGAAUAGUUUAUGAAAGAGCUUCUGGGUCGUGUGCCUCUUUGCUUAGUCUCACCUUUCCUUCUCCAGAUACCAAAAGGUUCGAGUCUUCAGACUUCUGUCCUGAUGGAGGCCCAGGUCAGAUGAGGCAGGUGGCUUUUAUCAAACUAAGAUGGAUUGUAUUGUAAAUAGCUCCAGAGUUGUUUUAUAAGAGAGAAUUAUUGGGAUGAAAUUGGAGUAUUUGAUGCGAGUAUAUGUUAAGCUUCAGCACCCUUUUAUGCUUCAGCACCCUUUUAUGCUUCAGCACCCUUUUCCACUUGUGAAGUUGUUGCUUUUAAACAACUUUUCCAAUAUGUUAAUAGUACCGUUCUUCAGAAAACGUGCACAUCAUAAAUGGUAAAUGGACUGUACUUGGCGCCUUUCUGUGUAAUCAAGAAACUCAAAAGCGCUUUACAACACAAUCUGUGCCUUCAUUUAGCUCCACACACACAUUCAUACAGCACUCUGCUAAUUGAACAAAUCCUUCUAAACAGAUCAGAGCGUCAGCUCACAUUCAUGCACCCAUGGGACACACAGCAGAGGUGAUGAGGGGGUCAGUGUCUUGCCCAGGGACACUUCAACAUGGGACUGCUGGUGGAAUUGAACCCACGUAACCAAUGGACAGCUGCUAUAACCAUUAAGCCACAGCUGCCCACCUCAACAUCUGUGGAUCAGAACUUUGAGUACAAAAUACUUUUCUUCCACGUCAGCAGUAUUUGAUGUUGUAUUAGUCCAUUUAGCAUCACAAACUGGGAGCCAUGAAACGAACGGCAUCAAAGGGACUUCUUUUUCAUCCUAAUAAACACAAACAGUGAUUCCAUUAUUUGAGUUGGAAGAUCUUGCUUGUUUUGAUCAAAGUCGAUCUGAGAGCCUCAUGUUGAGUGAGCUGAUGCUGAUGAUGUGUGUCCUCAUUAAUGUGAACACUGUGCUCGCUGUGACUGAACUGUUCGACAAAUGUUGCACUUUCCCCUCAUUUGUGAUGUUCCCAAAUAAUCAAGGCUGAGAUUAAAAAAGGAAAGUGGAGACAAAACAAACAAAAAAACAAUUGUGUUGGCUGCAGAUGUUUAAAGCAGAGUGGAUGUUUGGACCACAGCUGGAUGAUGUGUUGCUGAUAAUGAUACCUUAUCUGUAGUCAUAAAUAAUCACACACAUUAUGACUUCCUAUUAUCAUAUUCCAUUAUUUUAUAUCAUGUACUUUCAGGUGAUU